This is a messenger RNA of Nanorana parkeri, 728 nucleotides long. It is a transcript of the gene OVCA2, whose product is annotated as ovarian tumor suppressor candidate 2. The record is from RefSeq and is a predicted model, not a curated record. Gene Ontology annotation, biological process: response to retinoic acid. The transcript is spliced from 2 exons. Lineage: Eukaryota; Metazoa; Chordata; Amphibia; Anura; Dicroglossidae. Bases 22 to 714 code for a protein of 230 amino acids. Gene Ontology annotation, cellular component: nucleus; cytoplasm.
CCCACUUCCGGGUGUCCCAAGAUGGCGGCGUCCGCAACUGAACAUAAGGCUUGUAAAUCGGUUCUGCGGAUCUUGGCACUGCACGGCUACUGGCAGAAUGAGCGCACAUUCUGGGAGAGGACGGGAUCUCUGAGAAAGAACCUGAAAAACCGCGCUGAGCUUGUGGUGAUAAGCGCCCCUCUGCAGAUCCCAGAGACGGAUGUUGACUCCAAUGAAGGUGGUGCAGAUAUUCCACGAGAAGAUCCCAGAGGCUGGUGGUUCUCAGACCCUGAGAAGAACAGUUUUAAUGCCAUGGAAGAAGCCAGAUCCUGCGUAGGUUUAGAGGAAUCUCUGCAAGCUGUGGCCAAGGCCUUUUCUGAACUUGGGCCCUUCAACGGAAUAUUGGGUUUCAGCCAAGGAGCCGCCCUCGUGGCCAUGAUAUGUGCACUCAAACAGCGCGGAGAUCCUCGCUUCCAGUUUGACUUCGCCAUCCUGGUUGCUGGCUUCAAGAGUCGUUCCACUGAACAUGCAGAAUUUUACCAGCAGCCCAUCACGAUCCCAUCUCUUCAUGUUUACGGCGACACCGACCGUGUAAUCCCAGGAGAAAUGAGCCAAGAACUAGCUUCCUAUUUUGUCAAUCCGGUCCUACUAACACAUACGGGGGGACAUUACAUACCUGUGUGUGCAGCACAGAAAAAGGUUUAUUUCCCAUUCUUGGACUCUUUCCGUACAUAAGUGGUGGGAAAAUG